UUAGAGAAAGGAAAAGGACGUAUCCUCCAGCCAAGAGGGUUCCUUGACCCUACCCUUGAAAGAACCUCCUAUUUGACCUCAACUAUCCCUCCCUUUCUCCCUCCCCCUCCCCCAGCGGCGGGCGAGCUGCAGGUGGCGCCGCCGAGGGUGGUGGAAGUGGGUGUAGGAGAGGCCGUCCAGAUCCCUUGCAUCAGCCCCAUCAGUAACGUGCCAACGGCUGUUUGCUGGACCAAGAUCCUCGAGGGGGGCCGGACCGCCAGCGUGUCUUCCCAGAACUCUCUCCUGCUGAGGAAGACCACGUACUCGGGGGGCAGGUAUCGCUGCGUGGCCUCCGACGCAACGCGCACGGUCGAGUCGGAUGACGUGGAUGUGGUCGUCACUGGGGAGUACGGGAGUGGGCACAGGGCUGGGGAUUUCGAGAGUGGAAAAGGUUAUGACGACACAGGCAAGUUCAGGAUCAAGGGGGAGAAAUGGAGUUAUGAGUGCGCCCGUAGUCGAGGCGGCGAACUCCACGGUGCUUUCCAUCGGCGGGCGGCCCACAGCCCUCACCGCCCACGUCUGCGGCCGCCCAUCGGUGUCCACCCUCACCUGGCUUCCCCCCGCCCACCUCCCGCCCGUGAGAGCUGGCGAGACGAAGGACAGAUUCAAAGCCCACAACCUCACGGCGUCCGAAACCCCCGAUUGCCAGUACGCCGUGAUGACCAUCGUGGGCGUGCGGGCGAGCGACGCCGGCAACUGGGUCCGCGUGGGCGUGAACGACCGGGGGGCGAGCGCUGCCCUCAUCCGACUCAACAUCACCGCCGCCGCCCACUCCGUCACUGCCAACGGCGCCCGUGCUAUGACCCACACCCACGCCCACUCUGCCGCUACCCAGGCCUUCCUAGCUGCUGUUCUUAUCCUUUUUUACGCCGCCCACGGCCGCUUAUGGGCGUGAAGUGAAAGGUGACGUUAAGACGAAAAGUGUACCUCGUGUUAUUGAAGAAAAAUAUACUGUGAUAAAAGGGCGUGUUUGAGUGGCGAGCCUGUUGUCAGGAAGAGGCGGGAGAGCGAAGGGAGGGAGGGAGAAACAAGGAGGGAGGAAAGCUGGAAGGAAGAAUAAAGGGGGGGUGAAAGAUGGAAGAAAAGAAGGAGGAAAAGA
Molecule: messenger RNA, 1138 nt
Organism: Penaeus monodon (black tiger shrimp)
Lineage: Eukaryota; Metazoa; Arthropoda; Malacostraca; Decapoda; Penaeidae
Source: RefSeq, a predicted model, not a curated record